CUCCUGUGUGUCACGUGAUGCUGCGUUAGCUCGGUGACUCUGCUAUGUUUGUCGUUUGUGCUAACGUUUUAGAAAUGCUAACUUUCUCGACUGUGUGGGUUCACGGUCGCACCGGGACGCCUCGCAGCUCCUCGGAGACCCGGUCUGAUGGAACCCGGACCCGAACCCUCGACGGUGAGACGACCUGCUGGAGGCCUCAGCGUCACGUGACCUGCAUGCGGCGGAGCGGCGGAUAAAAGAUGGCGUGAGCGCGAGCGCGGCGGAGCGAAGAGGACAACAAACCUGAAGCACGAGCGCGACACAGAGCGGCAGUUUACCUGUCAGGUGAGCUCACUCAGCGGCUGGGACUUUUUGUUUCAGCUCCACUCUCUCACUGACAACUCUAACUGAUCCCCGCGCGGGCUUUAAUGAAGGUAAUGUUUGAUGUUUCCUCCAUUUUAAAGCUGAAACUAGCUCUUUGCUGCUAACGUUAGCUACACAGAGCAAUGACAGUGCGCCAGAGAGCACCGUCAACAACACCACCACAGCAAUGCGAGGGUGUAGUUACCUCAGUUACCUUUGCAUAGAGCUGGGAAGGACACCUGGGAGGAUUUAAUCACCUAAAAUCACAGGUAGAGCCAUAUGGAUCCUGGACAGGAUUUACUUCUCGCUGCCCUCAGUGAGAGCGGCAUUUGUCCGAAUGAUAUUGGCCUGUUCGAUUUGGAUCCUCAGGAUGUUGCACAGCCCUCCACGACGCAGCAGUCUAUCUCCAUCAACGCCCUGGAUGCCGGCGUGGGGGCGGAGUCGGUGGAAGCGGUUCGAGCUGAGGCCCUAGCUCCAGUCCCGAUAGUUGCUUUCAGGCACAAACCUCAGCCAUCAACCACCACGUUUGUCUUAAAUCAGCUGAAUCAGUUGCCGUCACUCGGAUCCGUUGUGACCAAACCAUCAGUUACAAACAACAUCAAACACACCAUAACAGUCACCAAGGUGGUUCAUGUCUCCAACUCAGCCCUCAGAGGUUCACCCGCCCCCUCUCCCCCCUCAGUGUCCACAGUCGUGCCUUGUAGCAGAGAACAGCAGAUUCAGCUGAAAGACCUUCUUAGGACGGGUAAUGUGAAGGGCACCGGUCUCAAAGGCAACAGUCUGAUGGAGCUCAUGAAACUAAAGCCUCCACCUGACAUUGUUACACCUGUUGCUACAGCAACAGCGACAGCUGAAAUCAACAAUGGCAUCAAGAAGGAAGUUUUGGGUAAAGACGCUGCCAGGAUCUGGAUCAAUGAGAACACUAAAAUGCAAAACUUCUCACAUUUUCUAAAACCCCCGGGGAUGAAAGAGGAGGAUGAGCCCGAGGAAGAAGAGGAGGAGGAGUUGGGUCAUGCAGAGACAUAUGCAGAGUACAUGCCAAUGAAAUUGAAGGUUGGCCUGCGGCAUCCAGACUCUGUGGUUGAGACCAGCUCCCUGUCGAGCGUCAACCCCCCUGAUGUUUGGUACAGAUUGUCCAUCCCAGAAGAAGUCAUUGAUCAAGGCUUCCUGUCGGCCCUGCAGCUGGAAGCAAUCACAUACGCAGCUCAGCAACACGAGACAUUCCUCCCCAGCGGUGACCGAGCUGCCUAUCUCAUCGGAGACGGAGCUGGUGUGGGAAAAGGCCGGACCAUAGCGGGGGUCAUCUAUGAGAACUACCUGUUAGGAAGGAAGAGAUCACUCUGGUUCAGCGUCUCUAACGAUCUGAAGUACGACGCUGAAAGAGACUUAAGAGAUAUAGGAGCGAAAAACAUCCAGGUUCACUCUCUCAACAAGUUCAAAUACGGCAAAAUCUCCUCCAAACACAACGGGAGUGUGAAGAAAGGCGUCAUAUUUGCCACCUACUCCUCAUUGAUCGGAGAGAGUCAGUCAGGAGGAAAGUACAAGACCAGAUUUCAGCAGCUGCUCCACUGGUGUGGGGAGGACUUUGACGGAGUCAUCGUCUAUGAUGAAUGUCACAAAGCCAAAAACGUUUGUCCGGUCGGAUCAUCCAAACCCACAAAAACCGGGCUGGCAGUGUUGGAGCUGCAGAACAAACUCCCAAAGGCUCGAGUUGUUUAUGCAAGUGCUACAGGUGCCUCUGAACCACGAAAUAUGGCCUACAUGAAUCGUCUGGGUAUCUGGGGACACAAAACACCCUUCAGGGAGUUUGGGAACUUCAUCCAAGCUGUUGAGCGCAGAGGUGUGGGUGCCAUGGAGAUCGUAGCUAUGGACAUGAAGCUAAGGGGGAUGUACAUCGCGAGGCAGCUGAGCUUCACAGGUGUCACCUUUAAGAUCGAGGAAGUCCCCCUGAGCAACAAAUACAUCAACAUGUACAACAAAUCAGUGCUGCUGUGGGUGACCGCACGGGAAAAGUUCCAGCAGGCGGCGAACCUGAUGGAGGCGGAACAGCGCAUGAAGAAGUCCAUGUGGGGCCAGUUCUGGUCCGCUCACCAGAGGUUCUUCAAGUACCUCUGCAUCGCCUCCAAAGUCCGCAGGGUGGUCCAGCUGGCUCGAGAGGAGGUCCAAAACGGGAAGUGUGUGGUGAUCGGACUUCAGUCCACAGGAGAAGCCAGGACACUUGAAGCCUUGGAGGAAGGAGGAGGAGAGCUCAACGACUUUGUCUCGACUGCAAAAGGUGUGCUGCAGUCCCUGAUUGAGAAGCACUUUCCAGCUCCUGACAGACAGAAGCUUUAUAGCCUGCUGGGUAUCGACCUCUCAGCCAAGAAGACUCCCUCUCCCAGUGAGGCUGCAGCACAACAAGAGCAGAAGGGCAAGAAGAGGAAAGGUCUAGAGGUCAAAAAGCAGCCGAAGAAGAAGCACCGUAAGCACGGAGGUUUGUCAGGAACGAGCUCGGACGAGAGCCAAUCAGAGGACUCGGACAGAGAGUCGGGGAAAGACAGCGACGACAGUUUCAAAUCUGUCAGCUCAGGAGACGAAGACGACGACUUCAACCCGUUCAGAGACGAGUCUGACGACGACGGGGAAGAUGAUCCAUGGCUCAUCAGGAAAGAACCAAAGAAGGGGAAAGAGAAGAAGAAGAAAAAGAGGAGGAGCAGUGUUGAUCCAGACUCCAUUCAAAGUGCCUUGUUAGCCUCGGGGCUUGGCUCCACCAGGCCUGCUUUUACCGCUCCGGUUAACCCCUCCAUCACACCUGCCCCAGUCAAAGCGGAGAGUCAGGACAGCUGCAUAACAAGUCAGGACGCAGUGGAACACGCCCAGCAGAUGAAGAGAGAUCUGCUGGUAAAACUGGAGGAUCUGGCCGAGGAUCUUCCUCCCAACACUCUGGACGAGCUCAUAGACGAGCUGGGAGGACCGGAAAACGUGGCUGAGAUGACGGGACGUAAAGGGAGAGUGGUCAGUAACGACGACGGCACCAUCACGUAUGAGUCUCGCUCUGAGCUGGACGUCCCGGUGGAAAUCCUCAACCUCACAGAGAAGCAGAGGUUCAUGGAUGGAGAGAAGAACAUCGCCAUCAUCUCAGAAGCUGCCAGUUCAGGUAUCUCCCUGCAGGCCGACCGUCGCGUGAAGAACAAGCGGCGGAGAGUCCACAUGACGUUAGAGCUGCCGUGGAGCGCAGACAGAGCUAUACAGCAGUUCGGGAGAACUCACAGGUCGAACCAGGUCACAGCUCCAGAGUACGUUUUCCUCAUCUCAGAGCUCGCAGGAGAGCAGAGAUUUGCAUCCAUCGUUGCCAAAAGAUUAGAGAGCCUGGGAGCUCUCACGCACGGAGACAGAAGAGCGACAGAAACUCGAGACCUGAGCAGGUUUAACUUUGACAACAAGUACGGCAGGAGUGCUCUGGAGAUCGUGAUGAAGUCGAUCGUGAAGCUUGAUUCUCCGUUAGUGUCUCCGCCUUCUGAGUUUAAAGGAGAUUUCUUCAAAGAGAUUCAGGGCGGAUUAAUAGGUGUGGGCCUCAUAAACAUCGAGGACAGAUCUGGAACAAUGUCUCUGGACAAAGACUACAACAACAUCGGGAAGUUCCUGAACCGUAUUCUGGGCAUGGAGGUCCAGCAGCAGAACUCCUUGUUCCAGUACUUCUCUGACACACUUGGAGCCGUCAUCCAGGAAGCAAAGAAGAACGGCAGAUAUGACAUGGGCAUUCUGGAUCUGGGCUCCGGCGACGAGAAGGUGAAGAAGGUGGACUGCAGGAAGUUCCUGACACCGGGCUACACCACAUCAGGGCAUGUGGAGCUCUACACCGUGAGCGUGGAGAGGGGGAUGUCGUGGGAGGAAGCUACGCACGUCUGGGCCGAGCAGAACGGAGCAGAUGACGGGUUCUAUGUACAGAUGAGGAACAACAAGAAGACAGCCAUCCUGGUGAAAGAGGUGAACACUAAGAAGAGACUCUUCCUGGUCUACAGACCGAACACCGGCCGACAGCUCAAACUGGAGACAUACGCCGACAUCAAGAAGAAGUUUAAGAAGGUGAUGUCAGACGACGCCAAGCAGCACUGGACGGAUCAGUUCAUCUCAUCUGCUAAGAUCUGCUCUCAUGCGUACUGGCGGGGGAACUGUAAGAAAGCCUCGGUGGGUCUGCAGUGCGAGGUCGGUCUCCGGUGCAGGACGUUCUACGUUCUGUGUGGCUCGGUGCUCAGCGUGUGGAACGAGGUGGAGGGCGUCCUCACACCGGUCAGCGGAACCAACGUGAAGGUGCAGAUAGUCCGGCUCCGAACGGAGGACGGACAGAGGAUAGUUGGACUCAUCAUUCCACCAAACUGCGUGUCUCCGCUAAUCAACAAGCUGUCCACGUCAGACCAGUCCCAGCAGCUCGCCGUGCAGGAGCUCCAGAAGCGGCAGCAGCUCCACCCUCAAAGCCUCAGUCACGCUCCCAACACAUAGUCCGAGAUGAACCGACCCUCAUCUCCAAGCCCUCGAGUCCAAGACAACCCGGUCCAAGAGGAUCUGACUCCUCAGUCUCUGUCUCUGCACUGCAGGAUCCAGGACCGCUGUCCCUCGUCCCGCACCCUCAUGUAUCCCCCCCGUGUGUCUCUGAGGGUCUGAGCUGUCCCAGCGAGCCGUGGACCCUCAGACGUGGAGCGGUGGUUUGUACAGAGAAAAGAUUUCAGGGUUUUUCUUCCUUUUUUUUUUUUUAAAUCUCCGAAGACUCUUUGUUUUCACCUGGAGAGAUUUGACGGGUGAUGUUUCGUCCUCUGACAUUCAGAGUGAAAAGUUUGUGAUAUAUUGAUGGAGUUGAACUCAGAGGGCAUGUUGGCCUGUGGCUGUUGAUUCAUCCACUCCUCCUCUGCUUUAAUCCGUUUAGUUUGGACUAACUGGUAUGAAGCAAAGACUUUUUAGUUCUUGAGAGCUACUUUGAUUCAUGCUAACGUGGGCAUUUAAUGCUAAACUACAAUCUCGUAUCGAUGUGUGUGUGUGUGUGCGGCCUCCUCACACACUCAACACUAACAUAGUAAGAGACUUUGUUUUGUUUUGUAGAAGAAGCUGCAGAAAUAAGUUCAGUUAUCUGCAGGGAAUCAAACCGAGUCCUUGUUUCACCUCAAAACACAACCGUCACUUUCAGAAUCUCAGACUAACCUCGGCUUCUUUUGGUGUUUGUCUUGUUUUUCUUUGGUCUCAAAUUAAAUCAAAGUUCCUUGGUUUGCUUAAUCAAUGUUUCCACUCACAUUUUGUUCUUCAUCGUCUGCGCCGUCACUUUAAAGGCACUUUUAAGACAUUAAGGGUCCAAAAGGUGCAGAAACUGGAAGAGGUGAGCUUAAAAAAUGAACAGAAAUCAGAAGUUCAUUCUUUUAUUCCCUGAAAACGACACAAAGACAAAUCUGUAGUUGCAAGAAAACACAAUUCUGUCUCCUGUCUUUACUUUAAAAGACGAGCGCUAUGUCAGAACAAUCAAAGUUGGACAACAGGAUCCUGUUUCAGCGUUUAAAAUCGUGAACUGAUCCUUUAGCAGACUGGUUUUUGUCGUAGAGCUAACAUCAUUAGCUGUCGGGCACCUUUAAGAAUCUGGAACACGACUAAGAUCAGGGAAAGAUUCGGUCAUUUGUCCACCAGCUGUUUGGCUGCGUGACAGAAAGUAAACAUGCUUCAAGAUGAAACUGAAAGAGUUAAAAAUGAGGAAGUACUGAUGUGUUUAAGUCCCUGUGAAGCUCAUUCAAUCUGUUUUAAACUGCUGAGAAGUACAGCCAUGGAAAAGCUAGAUCGUCACUCUUUAAAAAGUCGUCAGAGACAGAUCUGACAUGAUUUGUUGUCUGACGUCCAGCAGCAGCAGGAGGAGUUGAAAAGCUCUCCUCGCCAAGGAACCGAUUUGAAACCCAACAAAGACCGCCUCCUUUCUGAUUUUCUGGUUUUUAUUUCUCGCCUUCUUCAAACCGAACACUGCUCAGGGUUUAAACGGACACAAAGACCCUCCUUGGAAACACAGAAACCUUCUUUGAGUAUAUCUGCAUGAUCAUGACUCCAACCCGCCUCCUAUACCUCCGUACUCAGUGAUGUUGCUCCGUGGUUAGCUGUGAUGCGAACACGUCUCUCACUCCUCUGCUGUCUUGAGCCCAGUCGUGAUUAUAACGGAUAAUUGCUUCUGUUUAACGUGUACCUCUUCUCUUCUCAGUCCUUUUUUUCUGCCAUGCACAGAAUCUCUGAAAAACAACAGACCAAAUUUAGAGUGAGUGAGCUGUCCCCAAAGCUAACAUGUCAGCCUGUGGAUGAGUCCAUGUUUUGGUGUUCCUCCUCCUCCUCCUCCUCCUCUGUGUGGAGUGAAAUCAGAAGGAAGAAGUCUUUGUAUCAUACCGAUGUUCAUUUUGUACACUUUGUAAAACUCAAAUUCUUCACGCUGCACAUCUCGGCUUCCCCCCCCCCAGCUCUCUGAUCUUUUUUAUUUUAGAGUCCACCAUUUUACGACUACUUCCUGUUUUCAUUUUGUCACGAUGUGGUUUCAUUGUUUUUGAACGCUGCAGAUCGGCUCUCCUGAAGUUAAGAACACUUGAAGGACUUCUUUUGUUUCCCUUCCAUCACUGCACGAGUUGCACUACUGACAAAGAGUUGUACAAAAUUCAACAGGAUGUGUAAAUGAAUGAGUGUUAUGCUCAAUAAAAGCUUGUUAUACUUCUA
This is a messenger RNA of Notolabrus celidotus (New Zealand spotty), 7044 nucleotides long. It is a transcript of the gene sbno1, whose product is annotated as strawberry notch homolog 1 (Drosophila). NCBI's taxonomy places the organism in Eukaryota, Metazoa, Chordata, Actinopteri, Labriformes, Labridae. The transcript is spliced from 33 exons. Gene Ontology annotation, biological process: regulation of DNA-templated transcription. Bases 622 to 4821 code for a protein of 1399 amino acids. The record is from RefSeq and is a predicted model, not a curated record. Gene Ontology annotation, cellular component: nucleus. Gene Ontology annotation, molecular function: histone binding; chromatin DNA binding.